Molecule: messenger RNA, 1703 nt
Organism: Aureobasidium uvarum
Lineage: Eukaryota; Fungi; Ascomycota; Dothideomycetes; Dothideales; Saccotheciaceae
Source: the annotation of a GenBank genome assembly
CUGAAGAUAUGAGGUCUUCCUUGUCACACGAUGCCAUCCACUCGUCCAGCGUCGAAGCUUCGGGCAGUGGUGACGCUCUCAAAGUCCGCCAUCCGUCCAAGUCUGGUGUCGAGACCUACAACGAGACCAUUAGCUUACCUGGAUAUGGAGGAGAGUCCGGAGGAUCCGUGGACUCGAUCUCCCUGGCCAAAGACGGGACUCAUCGGCGUCUGAAGUCCCGUCACAUUCAACUUAUUGGUAUUGGAGGUACCAUUGGUACCGCGCUCUUCGUCUCUAUCGGAAAUGGUCUUCUCAAUGGUGGUCCUGCUAGUCUUUUCCUGGCAUUCAGUAUAUGGUGCUCUUUCAUUCUUGCUGUCACUAUAAGUACUGCCGAAAUGGUCACUUAUCUCCCUAUCUCGUCACCCUUCAUCAGAUUCGCCAGUCGGUACAUGGACGAAGCUAUGGGCUUUGCAGCGGGCUGGAACUUCUUUGUGUUCGAGGCAAUUCUGNNUCUGAUCAACCUCCUCACUGUUGAAUGGUAUGGCGAGACCGAGUUCUGGGCAGCUCUCGGAAAGGUCUUGCUGAUCGUCGGUAAGCUUAUACGAUCUUGCGUGUUUCCCGACUUGGUUUUGAUACUCUCUNNAGGUCUCAUCGUCUUCACUUUCAUUGUCAUGUUGGGCGGUAAUCCACUCGGCGAAAGAUUUGGCUUUAGAUAUUGGAACAACCCUGUAAGUACGAAAUCCAGAACCGGCAAACCUGUGCUAAUCCGAUCUUUUUGUCAANNGGGAUCUUUUGCUCAACUAUACUAUGGGGGACAACUUGGCUACUUCCUUGGCUUCCUUCAAUGCUUCAUACAGGCUUCAUUCACUAUUGCUGGACCAGACUAUGUCAGUAUGGCGGCUGGUGAGGCCGAGAACCCACGUGUCGUCAUGCCCAAAGCAUUCAAGGCCGUCUUCUACCGUCUGACCGCUUUCUUCAUGCUCGGCUCUCUCUGCGUCGGUAUUCUAGUUCCAUACAACGACAAGGAGCUUAUAGCUGCCACUACUGCCGGCCUUCCUGGCGCAGCAGCCUCACCCUACGUCGUGGCCAUGAAUCGUCUACGCAUCAGAGUGCUUCCUGAUAUCGUCAAUGCUAUGGUUUUGGCGAGCGCUUUCUCGGCUGGUAACAGCUACGUCUAUUGCGCAUCUCGCUCCCUCUAUGGUCUCGCCCUCGAAGGCAAGGCACCCAAGAUACUCACCCGCACCACGCGCCGAGGUGUGCCCAUCUACUGCACUCUCGUCGUUCUGUGUAUCGCACUCCUCGCCUUCCUGCAAGUCAGUGCCAACGCCGCCACCGUGCUCAAAUGGUUCAUCAACUUGGUGACUGCAUCCCAACUCAUCAACUACGCGGUCAUGUGCAUGACCUUCAUCUUCUGGAAGCGCGCUUGCGAUGCGCAAGGAUUUGAUCGCAACAACCUACCCUUCAAAGGAUGGGGCCAGCCUUACCUUGCCUGGUAUGGUUUCGUCGGCUGCAUCAUCAUGGCCUUUGUAGGAGGAUACUCUGUAUUCCUACCUGGCAAGUGGGAUGUUCCGACUUUCAUCUUCAGCUACUUCAUGAUUGGACUGUUCCCCAUCCUGUUUGUUGGGUGGAAGUUGAUCAAGAGGACAAAGUGGACCCGUGCGGUUGACGUUGACCUCAGAGGUGAGGUUGACGAGAUUGAGGAGUACCAGGCUACUUUUGUNGCC